AUGGGAAGCCAGCUGCAAGCGAGUGAUGAUCAAGUUAAUAUUCCAUCAUCAUGGGGUGGAGGGAGCAACCGCAUAGCUGCCAUUGAGGAGGAGGGAAACACCCCUCCCCCCAUCACUGCCAACAACGCUCAUGAUGACAAAGAGUUGUUUGAUCAUGAUCAUGACGACCCUAAUCACCAGAAACCAGGUUGGAGAAAGUUUCUGUCACAUGUAGGCCCUGGAUUUCUUGUCUCUUUAGCUUAUCUUGACCCCGGCAAUUUGGAAACUGAUCUUCAGGCUGGAGCAAGUCACAGAUAUGAGCUACUAUGGGUGAUACUCAUUGGAUUGAUCUUUGCACUCAUAAUCCAAUCGCUGGCUGCAAAUCUUGGUGUAAGCACUGGCAAACACCUCUCAGAAUUAUGUAAGGCGGAGUACCCAAAAUAUGUGAAGUAUUCCCUAUGGUUGCUAGCUGAGAUGGCUGUCAUAGCCGCCGAUAUACCAGAAGUGAUUGGGACGGCCUUUGCACUAAACAUACUUUUCCACAUCCCAGUAUGGGUUGGAGUUCUAUUCACUGGCCUAAGCACUCUCUUACUUCUUGGCCUGCAGAGAUUCGGGGUUAGGAAGCUGGAGUUGCUGAUAGCAGUGCUGGUGUUCAUAAUGGCAGGGUGUUUCUUUGGGGAAAUGAGUUACGUGAAGCCCCCAGCAAAUGCUGUGCUGAAGGGAAUGUUUAUACCAAAACUCAAAGGCCAAGGAGCCACCGGCGAUGCCAUCGCCCUCUUGGGUGCCCUUGUCAUGCCCCACAAUCUCUUCCUCCACUCGGCUCUUGUGCUAUCCAGAAAAAUACCCAGUUCUGUCCAUGGCAUCAAUGAUGCAUGUCGAUAUUUCUUGAUAGAGAGCGGAUUCGCCUUGCUUGUGGCAUUUCUGAUCAAUGUUGCAGUUGUUUCUGUAUCGGGCACAGUUUGCUCUGCUGAUAACAUCUCAGCUGAGACUGCAGAUCGAUGCAGUGAUCUUACUCUUAACUCAGCCUCCUUUCUUCUCCAGAAUGUGUUGGGUAAGUCAAGCUCAACCAUUUAUGCUAUUGCAUUACUAGCCUCAGGGCAAAGCUCUACCAUCACAGGCACUUAUGCAGGGCAAUUCAUCAUGCAGGGUUUCUUGGAUCUUAAGAUGAAAAAGUGGACUAGGAACCUGGUGAGCAGGUGCAUUGCUAUUACGCCAAGUCUUGUAGUUUCAAUUAUUGGUGGAUCUUCAGGAGCAGGCCGACUCAUAAUCAUUGCAUCGAUGAUACUUUCAUUUGAACUCCCAUUUGCUCUAAUCCCUCUCCUCAAAUUCAGUAGCAGUGCCACCAAGAUGGGUCCUCACAUGAAUUCAAUAUAUAUUAUUUUGGUAUCGUGGGCCCUUGGCAUGGGAAUCAUCGGCAUCAACAUCUACUACCUGAGCACAGGCUUUGUGGGUUGGCUGAUUCACAGCAGUUUACCCACGGUCGGAAAGGUGUUCAUAGGGAUGCUAGUGUUUCCCCUAAUGGCCGCCUACAUCCUCGCCGUCAUCUACCUAACAUUCCGGAAAGACACCGUCGUAACAUUCGUUGAGCCCACAAAGAAUGUCCCAGCAGCUCAAAACGUCAUGGAAAGCGGUCGUCUAAGUAGUUCUAAAAGGCAACUCGAUAUGGGGCACGUCCCUUACAGAGAGGAUUUGGCCGAUAUCCCAUUCCCGGAGUAG
Messenger RNA from Corylus avellana, 1695 nucleotides. RefSeq names its product metal transporter Nramp7.2-like. The record is from RefSeq and is a predicted model, not a curated record. Gene Ontology annotation, cellular component: plasma membrane. Gene Ontology annotation, biological process: manganese ion transport; iron ion transmembrane transport. NCBI's taxonomy places the organism in Eukaryota, Viridiplantae, Streptophyta, Magnoliopsida, Fagales, Betulaceae. Gene Ontology annotation, molecular function: manganese ion transmembrane transporter activity; cadmium ion transmembrane transporter activity.